AAUCCCACAAAGAGAGAGAUUACAAAUGGCCUUCAUGUAAGUGCUGAAGCUUGCCAUACUUAGGGCUGGUAGCCAGCGGCUGGUUAAUAAGUACAGUAAUGGGGUAACAGCGAGAGCUUUAAAAGCCUCUGGAUCCGUCUGGUCUGGAGACCAAGGAAACCAAGUCAAACUGAUCCGUGAGUUUCGCAACCAUGAAAGUGACUUUGCUUCUGUUAUUGGGAUUGGCUGGAAUUUGGGCAGUUCCUGAAGACAACCCAGAGAACAGAUGGGUCAACAACUAUGAUGAGCCUCUUCAUUUCGAGUGUCCCAAUCAUCAGAGCAUCAGCUUAAUUAUCAGCAACCAUGAUAAUAAGAGGGAGGAUCGCGUUUGGGAUUUCAGCUGCAAGGCCACAUUCAGCGAGCAAGGAUCCUGCACUUGGACCGGAUACGUCAAUGACUUUGACCAAGAGUUUACCUUCAGCUGUGCGUUUGGUUCCGUUCUGAGAGGAAUGGACAGUUAUCAUGAUAACAAGAGGGAGGACAGAAGGUGGCAGUUUCUCUGUUGCCAGGGGGAGGUGUCCGUUCAUCACUUGUGCACAUGGAGUGGAUAUGUCAAUCAAUUCGAUGAGUAUUUGAGGUGGGACGCAGACCCCGAUUAUUACCUGGUGGGAGUAUCCAGUUACCAUGACAAUCACAGAGAAGACAGACGCUGGAGGUACCAAUCUUGCAUGAAGAGCUGAUCCUGGCCUGAACCAUCUGUACAGAUUGCAGAGCAAUUGUGCCCUGGUACAAGUACUGAUAUCCAUAUCCUCUACUAAUAAAUGAUGUUACAACAAUAA
Molecule: messenger RNA, 818 nt
Organism: Xenopus tropicalis (tropical clawed frog)
Lineage: Eukaryota; Metazoa; Chordata; Amphibia; Anura; Pipidae
Product: hemagglutinin/amebocyte aggregation factor
Exons: 5
Coding region: 192-719 (175 amino acids)
Cellular component (GO): extracellular region
Source: RefSeq, a predicted model, not a curated record